AUGAACCAGCAGCUGGAUCCUCCGCGGCCAAUCAACUGGACCAUCAGGAAACUGUGCGCCGCAGCCUUCCUACCAUCUGUACGCCUCCUCAAGGCACAGAAAUCGUGGAUAGAAAGAGCCUUCAGCAAGAGAGAAUGUGUUCAUAUCAUAGUGAGCGCCAAAGACCCCCAUAGGUGCUUCUGCGGCCGUCUGAUUGGUCAGCACGUUGGCCUGCCCCCCGGCAUCUCCUCCAGUCAGAAUGAUAAGGCGGAGCGUCUGGUUAAGAAUGACAGCCUAUCGGAGAAAUGGUCUAUCAGCAAACACACCCAGCUCAGCCCCACCGACGCCUUCGGAACCAUCGAGUUCCAGGGAGGGGGCCACUCUAACAAAGCCAUGUAUGUGCGUGUGUCCUAUGACACCAAACCAGAACUCCUGCUGCACCUUAUGACUAAGGAGUGGCAGCUGGACCUUCCCAAGCUGCUCAUCUCAGUGCAUGGGGGCCUGCAGAACUUUGAGCUGCAGCCCAAACUCAAACAGGUCUUUGGCAAGGGUCUCAUCAAGGCUGCCAUGACAACGGGAGCCUGGAUCUUCACUGGCGGAGUCAACACAGGGGUGAUCCGGCAUGUGGGUGAUGCACUGAAGGACCAUGCAUCUAAAUCCCGGGGGAAGAUCUGCACUAUCGGCAUUGCCCCCUGGGGCAUUGUGGAGAACCAGGAGGACCUAGUGGGAAAAGACGUGGUCCGACCGUAUCAGACCAUGUCCAACCCGCUGAGCAAGCUGACUGUGCUCAACAGCCUGCACUCCCAUUUCAUCCUGGCCGAUAAUGGGACAACAGGGAAGUACGGUGCAGAGGUCAGACUGCGUAGACAGCUCGAGAAACACAUCUCCUUGCAGAAAAUCAACACACGUAUUGGUCAGGGAGUGCCAGUGGUGGCUCUGAUAGUGGAGGGGGGUCCUAAUGUGAUCUCCAUCGUGUUAGAGUACCUAAGGGACACGCCACCUGUGCCCGUGGUGGUGUGUGAUGGGAGCGGGCGUGCUUCGGACAUCCUGGCAUUUGGACACAAGUACUCUGAGGAGGGAGGGAUCAUAAAUGAGUCUCUGAGGGACCAGUUGCUGGUGACCAUCCAGAAGACCUUCACGUACAGCCGGACCCAGGCCCAGCACCUCUUCAUCAUCCUCAUGGAAUGCAUGAAGAAGAAGGAGCUGAUAACCGUUUUUCGGAUGGGGUCUGAGGGACACCAGGACAUUGACCUGGCCAUUCUCACUGCUCUUCUAAAAGGUGCCAACGCAUCGGCUCCUGACCAGCUCAGCCUGGCCCUGGCGUGGAACCGAGUGGACAUUGCCCGCAGCCAGAUCUUCAUCUACGGACAGCAGUGGCCUGUGGGUUCUCUGGAGCAGUCUAUGUUGGAUGCCCUGGUGCUGGACAGAGUGGACUUCGUCAAGCUGCUGAUCGAGAACGGAGUGAGCAUGCAUCGCUUCCUCACCCUCUCCAGACUGGAGGAGCUCUACAACACGAGGCAUGGACCAUCCAACACACUACACCACCUGGUCAGAGACGUCAAAAAGCAAGAAUAUCCCGUGUUCAGUUGGAUCUACUUCAAGGGUAACCUGCCACCAGACUACCGCAUUAGUCUCAUUGACAUCGGAUUGGUCAUUGAGUACUUGAUGGGCGGAGCUUACAGAUGCAACUACACCAGGAAGAGGUUUAGAACUCUGUAUCAUAACCUCUUUGGACCCAAAAGACCCAAAGCCCUGAAACUGCUGGGGAUGGAGGAUGACAUGCCGAUCCGGAGGAGUCGCCAGAAGACUACACGUAAGCGGGAGGAGGAGGUGGACAUUGACCUGGACGACCCUGAGAUCAACCAUUUCCCCUUCCCCUUCCACGAGCUGAUGGUGUGGGCCGUGCUGAUGAAGAGACAGAAGAUGGCGCUGUUCUUCUGGCAGCACGGGGAGGAGGCCAUGGCCAAAGCCCUGGUGGCCUGUAAGCUGUGCAAGGCCAUGGCCCACGAGGCCUCUGAGAACGACAUGGUGGACGACAUCUCACAGGAGCUCAACCACAACUCCAGAGAGUUUGGACAGUUGGCUGUGGAGCUGCUGGACCAGUCAUACAAGCAGGAUGAGCAGAUGGCCAUGAAGUUGCUAACCUAUGAGCUGAAGAACUGGAGUAAUGCCACCUGCCUGCAGCUGGCCGUGGCCGCCAAGCACCGUGACUUCAUCGCCCACACCUGCAGCCAGAUGCUGCUCACUGACAUGUGGAUGGGACGCCUGCGCAUGCGCAAGAACUCUGGGCUGAAGGUGAUCUUGGGCCUGCUGCUGCCUCCGUCCAUCCUGAGUCUGGAGUUUAAGAACAAGGAUGAGAUGUCGUACAUGCCUCAAGACCAGGACACCUACCUGCAGGAGAAGGAGGAGGAAGAGCCCGAGCCCGCCAAAGAAAAGGAGGAAGAGGACAUGGAGUUCACAGCCAUGCUGGGUAAGGUAAGCACGGAGGCGUCUCGUAAGAAGGGUGUGGGGGAGGUCCAGAAUAGACACCGGCUCAUCCCCAUGGGCCGGAAGAUCUACGAGUUCUACAACGCCCCCAUCGUCAAGUUCUGGUUUCACACAAUGGCCUAUGUGGCGUAUCUGAUGCUGUUUAACUAUAUUGUGCUGGUGAAGAUGGACCUGUGGCCCUCACCGCAGGAGUGGAUAGUCAUCGCUUACAUCUUCACCAAUGGCAUCGAGAAGAUGAGAGAGAUUCUGAUGUCGGAGCCAGGGAAGCUGUUGCAGAAGGUGAAGGUGUGGCUCCAGGAGUACUGGAACAUCACAGACCUCAUGGCCAUCCUCAUUUUCUCCGUGGGCAUGGUUCUCCGUCUCCAGGAGCCGCCAUUCAUGAGCUACGGAAGGGUCAUCUACUGCGUUAACAUUAUCUAUUGGUACAUCCGGCUGCUCGACAUCUUUGGCGUCAACAAGUACCUGGGCCCAUAUGUCAUGAUGAUCGGCAAGAUGAUGAUUGACAUGAUGUACUUUGUGAUAAUCAUGCUGGUGGUGUUGAUGAGUUUUGGGGUGGCUCGGCAGGCCAUCCUGAACCCCAAUGAGGACCCGUCCUGGAUGCUGGCUCGGAAUAUAUUCUUCAUGCCCUACUGGAUGAUCUAUGGAGAGGUGUUCGCCGAUCAGAUCGACCCUCCGUGUGGCCAGAAUAUCACCGCGGACGACGGGCAUGUUGUGAUUCUGCCGCCAUGUAAGACGGGAGCCUGGAUCGUUCCUGCCAUCAUGGCCUGCUACUUGCUGGUGGCCAACAUCCUGCUGGUCAACCUACUCAUAGCUGUCUUCAACAACACCUUCUUUGAGGUGAAGUCCAUCUCCAACCAGGUGUGGAAGUUCCAGAGGUACCAGCUCAUCAUGACUUUCUACGAGCGGCCCAUCCUCCCCCCUCCCCUCAUCAUCUUCAGUCACAUGACCAUGGUCCUCAAGCACCUGUGCUGUCGCUGGCGGAAGCAUGACGAUGAAGAGAGAGAUUAUGGCCUUAAGCUCUUCAUCACUGAAGACGAGCUGAAGAAAGUUCAUGACUUUGAGGAGCAGUGCAUCGAGGAGUACUUCCGUGAGAAAGAUGACCGCUUCAACUCUUCGAAUGACGAGAGGAUCCGAGUGACGUCAGAGAGAGUGGAGAAUAUGGCUAUGCGUCUGGAGGAGGUGAAUGAGAGAGAACAUUUCAUGAAGGCAUCUCUACAGACCGUGGACAUCCGUCUGGCCCAGAUGGAGGAGCUGAUUGGUCGGAUUGCUGUGGCUCUGGAGCGAGUCACGGGAGUGGAGCAGGGAGAGGUCAACAAGGCCCGCUCUCGCACCUCCUCCGACUGCACAGACUCAGCCUACGUGCUGCGUCAGGGUGAGUGCCCAGAUGCAGCAUACUUUUUGCGCCAGAGCAGCUUUAACAGCCAAGAGGGGAACUCCUACCGACUCAAUGAAGGUGCAGAGGGCUCCAUGUCGCCGCCCUCCCCCACCAGUCUGGCCAUGCGCACACGGAGCCACUCUUUCUACGUGGGGGGAGGUCGCGAGCGAGCCGGGGCCGACCGGGCUCACCGUUUCCUCAAGGAGCACUCCUUCAGCCUGCAACGAGCCAAUAGUUCACAGUCGGUGGCCUUGUGCUCUGCCCCCAAGGAGUCUAAGCCCCUCCCACUGGCCACGCUGUCCGUCUCCCAGCAGCACCGCCCCUCUUCCUGCGUCGACAUCUUUGUGUCGGCAUCCGAGGAGGAGGGGCCAGCCAAGGUCUUCUUCGACCCACUGAGGAUGGCCCCUCCCCUCCGGCCUGACUCCUCGCUCCACUCUGAGAUUAUGGAGGCGGUGCUGUCGAGCGGGAGGGACUAUGGUGGAGGCAGCGGGUUGGGCGACAGACACUCUGAGGGUGGGGCCGUGUUCGAGGACAGAGUGGCUGCAGACCUGUCACUAUGCUCCGCCAACCUGCUCCCAGAUAACACUGUGCCGCUCUGGGAACUGGACCCCUCUCCUCCACCAUCAGCGGGCCUGCUGGAGCGCUCAAAAAGCAGCCGCUACCUGUCCACUGGCGGCGGGGGCUACCUGGAAGAGCCUCAGCUGGUCAAGUCUCACAGCCUCAUGUUCACACCGCGAGGGUGCUAUGGAGGCCUAGGGGCAGGAGUUCAGGUCAAAGCGGCUGAGUACACCAGCAUCACCGACUGCAUAGACACCAGGUGUGUCUCUGCCCCUUACUCCACCGACGACUGUUGCCACUCCCCCGGAGGCUCCACCUCAUUCCCCUUUGACAAGCCCCCUGACAUGAGCUCCUCCCACCCAGAGCGCGAGGCCGAGCUCAGCCACACAGAGUCAGAACCUGAAGACCUAGAGGAAAUGGCCCCUGCCCCCGAGCCCCGUCGCACAGGGAGUGGCUUAGGAGGGGCGAGUGGAACCCCCUUCUGCUCGCCCUUCUCCAGGCUGGAACGAGCCAACAGCUGCUCCUCAGACGACUCCUCCCACCCAUCCUUGGCACCUCCUCCCCACAGAAAAAGCCUGUCGGUCAGUGAGAGGAUGGAGAGGGGUGCAGACCAUGGGGUUCUGGGGGAACCCAGGAACCCCUUCCUGAGGAGCAAGUCUGGGGCGCGGCCUGACGCCAAGACAGACAGCCUCUCCAUGAGGAAGCUGACCACCCCCUCUGCAUUCCGCAGCUUCAACAGCAGACACAACUACACGUGACAAUUAUGAAGGGAACAACAAUGGGAGAGGGCACAUUCUGUUAUACAGGACCAUAGGGCUGGCUGUGGGGAAAGCAAGGUCUAUGGGGAGGGAACCUACCAGUCUUAAACAAAGUGCUAUGAAGCUAGGGUAGUUCUUACCUCCUCCUCAAGCUGACUCUCAUUGUGUGUUUGGUAAUGGAGGCUAUGUACCGUGUCUGUCUACCAUUUUUUUUGUCAAGUCAACACACUAAUGCAUCACAUGUCACAGAACACUAGUCUAAUCCACAUAGAAAGUAUAGAGAUUUUUUUUAUACUAAUAACAGGUUAGUCAGAGUCUUUAGAAAAUGAUCAACUUGGCCACCUGACAAUAUAUGACUGUAGGUCAGUAUUGCCAAAUUUCCUCAGGUUCUCCUUAUUUUGUCUUUGCCCUUAAACCGCCCAUACCCAUGGAUAUGACUCUUUGCUUUUGUGCUUCCACCACAGACAUAGCACUGCAUGCUACUGUAACUGCAUGCUACAACAGCAGCAUAAUUUGUAACCUAGUCUCCAGGGUAAUUGUACGUAUCGCAUAUAAGCCUGAAACGCCAACUACUCAAAUCUGGCCUAUGUGGUAUUGAAAAAUAGUCAUGGCUCCGAAUAAAAAAAAAAUGUGUAGAGAGCUGAGGUGUUCGGAGGGAGGUGAUUGAUUAGAAAUAAAGCCAAUGGCUAUGGGUCAGGACUUUUUCCUGAUCAUUCUAUUGGGCUAAUGAAGGCCAUGUUGGAAGCUUUGGUCCACCAGACCAUCUGAACAUUAGGGGGAAGGGUCACGUGAACUAGAUUACAGCAGUAGU
Messenger RNA from Oncorhynchus masou masou (cherry salmon), 5968 nucleotides. Its product is annotated as transient receptor potential cation channel subfamily M member 3-like. The record is from RefSeq and is a predicted model, not a curated record. Gene Ontology annotation, cellular component: plasma membrane. Gene Ontology annotation, biological process: protein tetramerization; metal ion transport; monoatomic cation transmembrane transport. The transcript has 26 exons. The coding region runs from base 1 to 5157 and encodes 1718 amino acids. Lineage: Eukaryota; Metazoa; Chordata; Actinopteri; Salmoniformes; Salmonidae. Gene Ontology annotation, molecular function: monoatomic cation channel activity.